This is a messenger RNA of Archocentrus centrarchus (flier cichlid), 5929 nucleotides long. RefSeq names its product FLVCR choline and heme transporter 1 (gene flvcr1). The coding region runs from base 436 to 2118 and encodes 560 amino acids. Gene Ontology annotation, biological process: erythrocyte differentiation; mitochondrial transport; transmembrane transport. Gene Ontology annotation, molecular function: heme binding; heme transmembrane transporter activity. Gene Ontology annotation, cellular component: membrane; mitochondrion. The record is from RefSeq and is a predicted model, not a curated record. Lineage: Eukaryota; Metazoa; Chordata; Actinopteri; Cichliformes; Cichlidae. The transcript is spliced from 10 exons.
CCCCGACAGGCAGCACUAACAGAUACUACGAGCUGCUCUGCUAUUGGCCCGUCGGUAUCGAAAGGCUUCGUGUCAGAGCCAGCUUAAAAAGACACAGGAUUGUAGUAAAACACACACACACACACACACAGAGGAAGAGAGAGAGAGAGAGAGGAAGAGAGAGAGAGAGAGCGUGUGUCAGACCGGCAGCAGCGUGCUGCUUCCGAGAAACCGCGGAGGAGUGCUUUAUAGGAGCGGGGCUGGUUAAAGUAGUCUUUUCAUACUCAGGUAUAUGCAGCCUGCACCUGGGUCAUGUUAUAGUCACCUACAGCUUCGUCUUCCUUUUCACUGGUAACCAGAUGAGGAAACCUCUCUGUUUCCUGCUUCUCUCGCUUCAGUCGAUCCGCUCUGAGCUCAGCAUCGCGCAGACAGAGCAAACUGCUUUAAACACGCAUCAUGGUCGCCGGUGAGCUCGUGCAGGAGCAUCUGCGCGCGGAUACCGGCGCACCUGACGACAUCACGGUCGGCAGGAAAGAAGUGGAGGCGGAUGCGGGCGAGGAGCGGUACGCGGAACAGACAUACGGAGCGGCGCAGACGGGCGGGGCGGGGGAGCCAGACGCAAAACGGGCGCUAGAGCUGGAGGAGGAAAAGGAGGCGCCGCCUGAUGAAAGAGAGGUGAUGCUGCCUAACGGAGGAGGAGGAGGAGGAAAAGGCGAUGCAGAGGAGGAGGAAGGGAAAAGGCUGGAGACGAGGCUGUACCGGCGCCGGUUCGCCGUGCUGACCGUUUUCAGCCUGUACUCCCUGGUGAACGCCUUCCAGUGGAUCCAGUACAGCAUCAUCACCAAUGUGUUCACCCAGUACUACGGGGUGACCAACGACAAGGUGGACUGGCUCUCCAUCGUCUACAUGGUGGCAUACGUGCCGCUCAUCUUCCCUGCCACCUGGCUGCUGGACCGGAAGGGUCUGCGCUUAACGGCCCUAUUAGGCGCCGGCCUCAACUGCGCCGGCGCCUGGCUCAAGUGCGGCAGCGUAAGCCCCGAGCUGUUCGGAGUCACCAUCACUGCGCAGGUCAUCUGCUCCGUGGCGCAGGUGUUCAUCCUCGGCCUGCCUUCCCGCGUGGCCUCGGUGUGGUUCGGACCGCGAGAGGUCUCCACCGCGUGCGCCACGGCAGUGCUGGGAAACCAGUUGGGGACAGCCAUUGGCUUCCUGCUGCCCCCUGUUUUGGUUCCUAACACUCCCGAUGAUGUUGAACUCACAGGUCACAACAUCAGCAUCAUGUUCUACGGCACAGCCGCCGUCUCCACGGUCCUCUUCAUCCUUGCAGUUUUAGUCAUAAAAGACAGACCUCCUCUCCCUCCCAGCCAAGCCCAGGCUGUGUUACCGGACUCCCCUCCUGAAGAUUACUCCUACAAACAGUCCAUCCUCAACCUGGCGAAGAAUAAAGCCUUCGUCCUGCUGCUCAUCAGCUACGGUAUAAUGACUGGCUCCUUCUACUCCGUCUCAACACUUCUCAACCAGAUGAUCAUGGCCUGCUAUGAGAACCAGGAGCUGAAUGCUGGGAGAAUCGGUUUGACUCUGGUUGUUGCCGGGAUGGUCGGAUCCAUCCUCUGUGGCCUGUGGCUGGACCGCACCAAGUUGUACAAGAUCACAACUCUGAUCGUGUACAUCCUGUCGUUUCUGGGCAUGCUGGUCUUCACCUUCACGCUCGACCUCGAGAACAUCUACUUGGUCUUCAUCACUGCGGGAGUCCUGGGGUUCUUCAUGACCGGGUACUUGCCCCUGGGCUUUGAGUUUGGGGUGGAGAUCACCUACCCCGAGUCUGAGGGGACAUCAUCAGGACUCCUCAAUGCUUUUGCUCAGAUAUUUGGGAUCAUUUUCACUCUGAUUCAGGGAAAACUGACCACAGACCACGGCCCACUGGCUGGGAAUCUCUUUCUCUGUGCCUGGAUCUUCCUGGGAAUCAUUCUUACAGCCUUAAUCAAGUCAGAACUGAAAAGACACAACGUGAACAUGGGAGCAGACAGCAAGCACCUGCAAGCACUUCCUACCGAUUGUCCCGGGGACUGCCCUUCAAAAAGGAAAUCCAACGGAGUCCAGCUGGAGCCCUCGGUCAGCUUCUCCCGUGAAACAUCACUGUGACCCACAGAGUCACAGACGGGCGUCUCUGCUCCCCUGAGGAACAAGCUGGCAUCACAGGCCAGCCAAGUCUAAUGUCCUCCUCAACAACUGAAAAGCUGGAGGCACCAGGUGUGAGCCCGAUCUAGUCAAACACAGCCACAGGUGAUUCAGGCCACGGCACAGGGAGGGAGUUUGACUCCUCUUAAAGUCACCUGGAUGAGCUGAGGUGGACUGAUUUAUUAAAAAAAAAAAAAAAAAAAAAAGUAUGGAGGCAAAGACAUGCAGAAGGAGCUCCGCUGCACUUUAUUUGUACUGUAAGUAAAUGAUGGCACUCUUACCUGGUUAUUGAAUGGAAAUGAAGUUAAUGACAGAAAACUGGUAAAACCUUGUAGUUCCUGGACGACUAUCACACUGGUCCCUGUAACACUACUGGACCAUAAAAGGAGCUGAAUCGUUUUAUACUGCCACAGAUGUUAGGCCACCAUUUCCUGAGUUUACCUAAGUUAUUCAUUCAUGAGCUACUGCAGACUGCAGAUAUGGUAAAUAUUUAUUAACGUUGUUUAUAAAUAUUGUUACAUGGCAUUAGAAUCAAAGAGGUACUCUGACUCAGAUUAACUCCUGAAAUCUGUUUCAAAAUGGCUUCAUUGAAGAAUAAUGGACAUGCUUAUUUUUUAAAAAGAAGAAUGAAUUUCCAUAUACUGUAGUUAAAAGAUGGAUGCAGCCGCUGUGACAUCACCCACCCACAUUUUAAACCCUCAAUGUUAGCAGUUUGGCAGCUGCCGUGUUAUUUAUUUCUUUUGGAGCCAGAAGUGAGACCGUACUGAGACGACAGGGUGGAGCAGUAGCAAGGGCUCAGCUAGCUUGGCAAGCUUUGCUAACAAGCUGCAUCCACAAAGUGUGCAGGUGCACAAAUCCUGAUUUUAAAUAAAGUAACAGACCAAUAAGUUAUUAGGAUUUCACUCACCAAAGCCACUAUAAAUGCUUCAAAAGGCACCAACAAGGUCUAGACAUCAAAUUCAGUGACUGAAAUAAAAAACUAGCAUAAAGCUAGCUGCCUGUGUGGCACACCUGUUAAAUAAAGCAGCCACACCCUAACUUUAAGCCUUAAUAGUAUUCAAAUGGCUGAGUUAAAAAAAAAAAGCCCUAGUAUAGUUAUCAUGACAGGAGAAAUUUGCUUAGCCCAGCAGUUUCUUGAACCAUGCUGCAAACAUUUUACUGCUGAAGUUUGUGGGAGUCUCUGACUCACUUUUAGGGCCAGCCCCAAGUGGCCAUUAGAGGAACUGCACCUCACCAUUCAACUGAUUUUUCAUCCCUUAAAUUUGUAACUUGUGCAGUUCAGAGGCAAGCAAGCGAUUGCAAUCACUUCUCAUGGUUUGUGCACAGUAAUGGUCACACCAAGUGUCAAUAAUAAUAUACAUUAAGUUAAAUGCAUCUCACUUAGAUGACAUCUAAAAAUCCUCAUGAGGCCCUCAUAGCUUUUCAUUGCUGCUUUUCUUAAUCACAGUUUACACAUGGACCUAUAAUCUUUCUGGCUGACUUAAUGUACCUAUUUGAUACAUCAAAAAAAUGAUGAUUCAGUAAUUAAGGAGAAGAGUAAAAUGCUGAGGUGCAUCUUUGAGCAGCUUUGCUCACAAAGAGCGAGUGGAGGUGCAUAAGAGUCUGUUUAUUUACCCCCACCAACCACCAGGGGAGGAUGUAGGCGUAACUGUCAAAACACUAUGGUCAUGAUUAUUUUUCUAAUAAUUUAUAUGUGUAAUGCUCACAUUACUUAUUUCCUUUUCUAAGAACUUUUUUUAUAUCAAGAAGUUACAGCAGCCACAUCUUAAUGUGAACAAAUCAGUUUAGUUUUCAUUUCUGCGAACUCGACUGAAACCUGAUGGUUCAGCAGUAAAACAGAUUAUGUAAUGUGUAAAUAUGUGACUGACUCGGACGGCUUCUGAAAACACAAAUGAGCUGCAGUGUUUUCCAACCUGGGACCAAACGGAACGUGAAGAUGUUCUGAGUUCAGCGCACAACAUGAAACACGGCACAACUCGGAGCCUUUUUCUGGAAUACUUGAUUCCGAUGUGUUUUUAAUGUUUCUCUCCUGCCCGUCACGUCUGCAUGUCACAGCUGUGAGACGGGAAGCAGAGAGAAGAGGAAGCACAAAAGUCUGAUUUUCAUUUUCAGAGCGAUUAUGUUUGUCUGCAGCCAUCUUUAAGUAUUCAUAAAAGUUUCAUCUUUUAAAGUCUUGCAGCCUCCUUCGAGUUAGCUGACAUGAAGCCUCUCUGCAUGUUUGUGUUCAGAUUUGUUGUUUUCAGUUAUUUGGCAUCUCUAUGAGAGGACAGACCGGCCGGACUCUUCAGCAGACGUGUCCUUGUUGGACUUUGACAAACGGGGCCAGUCUCGGUACUUUAUGGGCUGCCUAAAAAAAUCUGACCCACCAUCACAGAUGUUUAUCUGUCCAUUCUUUUGUCCUUUUAUUUAAAGAUGUAGAAGCGGAGUAAGAGCGUAGAUUUUCUACCUCCGUUUAUGAUCAUUCUCUGGUAAAAAUAUAUUUAUUUUUCUAUAUUUUCAGCAGUCUCACAUCAAUCUCACAUCUUCAGCAGGAUUCAUGUCGGCUAACAUGCUUUCCUCAAAAAACUUCAGCGGCUGCAACAGUUUCCAGACCGCUCUGGUCUAGAAGUGUUGGUUGCUCUGAAAAGUAAAAUGGCUACAGUAUUUCAAGAAAAAUUAGAAGCAUUAUUUGGCAAUUAAACGCUGAUACCACAACCUCAGACGGAGGCACUUUACUUUUUAUACCCCACCUGUAUUAUGGUCACAUGUUUCUCCAAGCUGCUGAUUAUGUAUAAAACUUUUAGGAAUAUUUUAAAUAUUUUUCCUGUUUUCUGGCUCUUUGCUAAUGAAAAUUUAACUUUUAUUUGACUUUUUCUCAUUUUUGUCACUUUUAGAGAAUACUGUAAGUUUUGGAGUCUGACAUUUAAUUUCUAUAAUUAAUUAUAAUUAAAAUAUAUAAUUUUAUUUAUUGAUUUUUGUCAAUUUAGUUUCUUUAUUUUUUCCCAAGUUACAGAAAAUAGCACUUAAAAUUAUGAUGGGGUGAACAGCACACGGCCUUGUUUUGGCAGUUCACAUCCAGGUUUGAGCAUUUCUUCAUGUAACAUGAAUAAAUGAUGUGGAAUCAUAAAGCAUAUGAUGCUUCAUCUGUUUUGGGUUUACUGUUUACACCAAAAGGAUCAUUGCAUCUAUCGGUUAUUUUAUAUUGCCAAUAAAAUCUGUCUGUGCAGCAGAUGUUCUUUUAUACUUUCUGUUGUCAUGACUGAUUUAUAAUAACAUGCAGCUGAAGGCAAAUGCAUUUCCACCAAAGCGAGGACACAAUGUCUAUUUUUCUCCUCCACAGUUUCAUCUUUAAAGCUGAAAUAGACCAAAACAUGCACACCGGUCAGCACAAAAUUUAAAAAUCUGAAAUGUAUAUUGGGGAAAAUGGUGCAUAUGGACAUAAAUUUGGUGCUGUGUGAGUAAAAAGUGGUGCUCUGAUCCACAGUAUGACUCAGUGAUGCAGAAUAUAUGAGAAUUAAGAAACAACACUUAUUAACUGGAUACAUUAUUUCUUGUUUUGUGUCUUUGUAGAGGACUUGUUGACUGUAACAAACAUGUUGGCUGCAUCUGUAAACUAAAUCUCGAUGCCAGUUAUUGUUAAAUAUCUAAGAAGCCACGUGCUGUGAUGACUUCCUGUUAAUAAGGAAGAGGCUGAAAGUAGAUUUUAUUUUCAAAUCAUUUUUUUUAUCCUGUGAAACUGUUUCUGUUGAAAUCAGUCUUGGAGUUUCCUCAGUGUCAAUAAAAGCAUUUUCCUACA